AUGGGGCAACAACCUAAACAAGUUCAACAAGUAAAAGAAAAACAACCCCGGGUAACUAUUCAUCUUGACGAUAGUUCAGACGAUUCUUUAGAACUAAUAGAUGGAAAGGGUUACAAAGUGCAAGUUCCAUAUACUAAUGAAGGAAAAAAUAAUUUUCCGAAGCUAACUAUUGGAAAUCAUCAACAACCUAGCGGAACUCAACAACAACCUCCUAGUUCCUCUGGAUCAAAAAGAAAACAAUAUAGUAGCCAGAAACGAAUUGUUACAACUAUUAGUGUGAAUAAACAACAUUUUACCACCGUGGUUCAACAUUGUAAGAAAUUAUUUUUUGAAGAAAUAUAAGUUGUAUGAGUUUCUAAGUUAGUCAGAUAGAAUGGAGGAUAUUGAGGGUAUCCGUUGGGCCUUAGGCUCGAGAUCAAAAUUGUGGGGUCAAAAUUGUGAGAAAAUAGCAGUUAUUUCGAAAUUAUUUCGAGGAGAUGGGAGGGAGAUGGAAACAUAUAAUGAGGAGAUGGAAACAUAUGGGAGAUGGAAACAUAUGAUG
Messenger RNA from Meloidogyne enterolobii, 541 nucleotides. NCBI's taxonomy places the organism in Eukaryota, Metazoa, Nematoda, Chromadorea, Rhabditida, Meloidogynidae. The record is from the annotation of a GenBank genome assembly.